AUGGCCUCACUUGCUGGUGGACUGGAUGAAAUGAAGAGCAGUUUGGCCAAUCCGGGCACGGGAGCGGACUUAGGCGGAGGCGUUGCUGGUCCUCAGUCCUACUCACUAGUGCCAGGUCGGGAUUUAGCCAGCACCACUCUCCCAGGCUACCCUCCCCAUGUCCCUCCCACUGGACAGGGCAGCUACUCCACCCCUUCGCUCACAGGCAUGGUAACUGCGAGCAACUCUCUUCCCCUGUUCUGCUGCUGCUGCUCUGUGUGCGCGUGCAGCAGGGGGGCUGACACUCACAGGGGGUGUAGAGGAGCACUGAGGCAGAACCGACAGAACCAGAGCCAGAGGGAGGAGGGGGCACCGGGGUCUGUGACUGUCAGCGAUGGGAGAGGGAUCCCCUGGGACGAGUGA
Messenger RNA from Knipowitschia caucasica, 402 nucleotides. The record is from the annotation of a GenBank genome assembly. Lineage: Eukaryota; Metazoa; Chordata; Actinopteri; Gobiiformes; Gobiidae.